AUGGCCAGGGCGAAGGCGGCGGCGGUUGCCCCUAUUCAGGAGCGAAAGAAGGACCGUCGGCGGCGGGCGGCGGCCAGCCCGGGCGCGGAGGCCCGGUCGCGCCGCCGCGCGGUCGGCGCCGCGGCGGCGGCGCGCGGCACCGCUCGGCUGCUGCGGGGCCGGCGCGGCCUGCGGCGCCCGAGCUGCCGUCCGCCAGAUCUGCUGGCGGCCCUGCAGGCGUCGAGCGGGGAGAGUUCGAGCUCAGGCCUCGCAGAUGAGGUCCUGUCGGAUGCCCCAGGGGUCAGCGAAUUGAAAGGCUGA
This is a messenger RNA of Prorocentrum cordatum, 300 nucleotides long. NCBI's taxonomy places the organism in Eukaryota, Dinophyceae, Prorocentrales, Prorocentraceae. The record is from the annotation of a GenBank genome assembly.